This is a messenger RNA of Rotaria socialis, 711 nucleotides long. The record is from the annotation of a GenBank genome assembly. NCBI's taxonomy places the organism in Eukaryota, Metazoa, Rotifera, Eurotatoria, Philodinida, Philodinidae.
AUGGCUGAUCAAUGGCAUGACGAGAGUCUCGUAAAUGCUUUAGCACGAGAUAUUGAUGAUGAUGAUGUUCCUGAUGCUUGGGAUGAAGCGCCUGUAGAAAAACCUAAGAAAACAGACGUAGAAGAAAAAUCCAAAGCACCAGCGAAAGCACCGGCAACAUCAAAAAAUAAACAAGUGAAGAAGAAAUAUCUUGGCGAUGGGCAUACAAGUGAUGAUGAAUUUCUUGAGUCUUUGAAAGAACCUGAUCGAGUAUACACAGCUGAAGAACUUGAAGACCUAAGAAAACGUGCUGAUCUACAAAAAGAAGAAGUAAAAUUGAAGAUGGCAACUGAUUUCAUUGGUACUAGCGGUGAAAAAGAUUCAUUAGAUAAUGUUAAUCUAGUGAACAAAGACGAAUUUCUCAAUUACAGUUUUCGUUUAUAUAAUCGUCUUGAACUUUUAUCAAAGUCAGAAUUCUAUGCAGAAUUUCUUGACGAUUUGCUUACUGGAUUAGCAAAACCUUUAUCACUUGAGAGUGUUAAACGUAUGUCAGCAAGAUUACAAGCUAUAGUAGUGCGCAAACAAAACGAGAAGAAAAAUUCUGCAACGAAAAAAUCGGUUAAACCACAAUUAAAAGCAGAUCGACGAAAUGAAUUGGAUUCAUUCGUUGGCGAUGGAAUUGUUAGUGUUGAAGUAGAUCCUGGAUACGACGAAGAUAACGACUUUAUGUAA